AGACGUGGUUACAGUGGGGGGAAAUAGUUAAACAGAUGAAGGGCUCACAAUGGUGGAGGGGACAAGAGGACCCACCAACCUAAUUAUCCUGGAGUCAGGGACGGUAGUAAGACUAUCGGAGAUGGGAAAAGGCAUAUUUUAGAGUGGAGGAACGUGUGACGUGAAAAGGCUGAGGAGGAGAGUGUUUAGGAGGAAAAAGCAGGCAAAACGGGACUGAAGGAAGGUUUCAGAGUUAGGCAGGAUAUGGUAGCGUGUGCAAGGCGGGAGAAUGAGGGAGGGCUAAGUUUUUCAAGAGACGUAAGUAGGGAUACUUCUACUGAGAGUUGAGUGUGGGAAAGGAGGUGCAGUGGAGGUGGGAGGUUUAGGAGAGGCACAAGAACUGAAGGAAUGAGAUAGAAAGGGGCCGCAGGGGUCCCUGAACAUCCUACAGUUGCCCUUAACAACAGACAACCUUAGCAACCGGGAUCGUGGUAACUUUGGUCCUUAGCAACAAGGGUCCUCAGCAACAAAAGUGCGAGAAAUGCGAUCAUUAAGAACUUGGCAAUCGGACCCUGAAAUUUCACAAUCCAGAAACCCACCAACCUAGCAAUACCGACCACUUAGCAAUAGCCCUCCGAAUCCCACUCCCUUCAAGCAGAUCCUGUCCCUCGCCCCACCGAGCCUGCUGCCCUCGGGCCCCGGGGCCUGCAGCUCAAAGCCAGGCCCCGGCGCGGCCCGAGCCUCCCACCCUCCCACCAGGGACCCUAACUCACGGUCCGGCUCGGCCAUGGGAGCGGGGUGGGGGCCGUCGGGACUGUCACCGACUGCUCUGUCCCGUGACGGCAGCGGAAACAAGGGGGCCAAGAUUUGAUAGAGAACUACAACUCCCGGCAGGCAACGCGGUCCCAUAACCACUUUGGUACAGUGCUCCUCUCACGUUGUCAAACUACAAAUCCCAAAAGGCCAGGCGCCGGCUGCCAUAUUGAUAAAGGGCGUCUGGAAAAUGUGGGGAAACUCAGCGAGCGAAUGUCUACCUCAUUAUUCUGAUUGGUUCUGGUGCAGUACAGGGGCGGGGUGUAGCUAUUUAACACAUUUUGAUUGGGUAUAUGAGGGGGCGUGUUGGGGAAUUCCCGACAGGGCGGAAGCGCUGGAGCUCACGGCAGAGCCCAGCUACGAGCAGGUGACCACAGGGGGCCACCCGAGGUGGCAGGGGCCAUGGCCGGGGUCGCGUGCUUGGGAAAAACUGCGGACGCCGAUGAAUGGUGUGACAGCGGCCUGGGCUCUCUAGGUCCUGACGCAGCGGCUCCCGGAGGGCCAGGUCUGGGCGCGGAGCUUGGCCCAGAGCUGUCUUGGGCGCCCUUAGUCUUUGGCUACGUCACUGAGGAUGGGGACACAGCCCUGCACUUGGCCGUGAUACAUCAGCAUGAGCCCUUCCUGGAUUUCCUCCUGGGCUUCUCUGCAGGCACUGAGUACCUGGACCUGCAGAAUGACCUAGGCCAAACAGCCCUGCACCUAGCAGCCAUCCUUGGGGAGGCGUCUACAGUAGAGAAGUUGUAUGCAGCUGGCGCAGGAGUGCUGGUGGCUGAGAGAGGGGGCCACACGGCAUUGCACUUGGCCUGCCGGAUGAGGGCACACACGUGUGCAUGCGUACUGCUCCAGCCCCGUCCCAGCCACCCAAGAGAUGCCUCAGAUACCUACCUCACUCAGAGUCAGAACCAUACCCCAGACACCAGCCACGCCCCUGUUACCAUGGACCCCCAAUCCAACCCAGAGAAUGAAGAGGAGGAGGAGUCACGUGAUGAAGAUUGGAGGCUGCAGUUAGAAGCUGAAAACUAUGAUGGCCACACCCCACUCCAUGUCGCUGUCAUCCAAAAAGAUGCAGAGAUGGUCCGGCUGCUCAGGGAUGCUGGAGCAGACCUCAAUAAACCGGAGCCCACAUGUGGCCGGACCCCUCUGCAUCUGGCAGUAGAAGCCCAAGCAGCCAGCGUGCUGGAGCUUCUCCUGAAAGCUGGUGCUGACCCCACUGCCCGAAUGUAUGGGGGCCGCACCCCACUUGGCAGUGCCCUGCUCCGACCCAACCCCAUUCUUGCCCGCCUCCUUCGUGCACAUGGGGCUCCUGAACCUGAGGAUGAGGACGAUAAGCUUAGCCCUUGCAGCAGCAGCAGUGGCAGUGACAGUGACAGUGACAACAGAGAUGAGGGCGAUGAAUAUGAUGACAUCGUGGUUCACAGUGGCAGGAGCCAAAACCAGCUACCUCCUUCCCUGGCGUCCAAACCUCUUCCUGAUGACCCCAACCCUGCCUGACUUAAGUUCUAAUAUUAAUAUAGUUUCCAGUUUAAUAAAAUUUCAGACCUGACAACCAGAGCCCA
Molecule: messenger RNA, 2348 nt
Organism: Arvicanthis niloticus (Nile rat)
Lineage: Eukaryota; Metazoa; Chordata; Mammalia; Rodentia; Muridae
Gene: Nfkbib
Product: NFKB inhibitor beta
Biological process (GO): cellular response to lipopolysaccharide
Molecular function (GO): protein binding
Source: RefSeq, a predicted model, not a curated record